This is a messenger RNA of Anopheles bellator, 4044 nucleotides long. It is a transcript of the gene MFS17, whose product is annotated as vesicular glutamate transporter 3. Gene Ontology annotation, cellular component: plasma membrane. Gene Ontology annotation, biological process: transmembrane transport; monoatomic anion transport. Gene Ontology annotation, molecular function: transmembrane transporter activity. The transcript has 5 exons. Lineage: Eukaryota; Metazoa; Arthropoda; Insecta; Diptera; Culicidae. The record is from RefSeq and is a predicted model, not a curated record. The coding region runs from base 1001 to 2683 and encodes 560 amino acids.
GUGUGGGAAGUCUGAAAAGGGUGAAUCGAUCCGAAGCGAGUGUAUUACGCGCGUUUUUCCGAAAACGAAAGAAUCCACCCGAGAGCGGUGGAAGUGUUUGCGGCAGAAGGAAGCAAUUUGCAAGAUUCGCACGAUGUUCCGCGGUUUGUGAUAAGUGAAAAUGUGCCAACAGAUUCGUUUAAGGUGCUGACGUUAGCAAACAGGAAUCGGCUAAUCGAUAAGCGUCAUCCGAUCGAUUGUUCCCGGCCAUUGCAUUCGGAAUCGGAGCGGGGUCCUUGGAAUUGUUUGUCAAAGUACGAGUGUGCAUCUGCGUUAAAAAAAAGUUGGCUGUGCAUUUCCUAGGAAGGAAGUUUCCCUUCGGAAUCUUGGAACAUGCUUCCCGGUGCCGGUGUUGGUCCGGGUUUGAAAAUGCAAACAUCCUGUCCCGACCAUCAGCUUCAUCAGGACGCCAGCGAACUUGUUUGCCCCGCCGGUAACGCGACCGAGCCGCUUCUGCAUGGCUACGAUGGCCAUGCUUUUCCGGGCAUCCUCAGUUAAUGCCGCUUCACAACGCCGCUGCUUGAAACGAUUCUGAAUCGGUUGCGCUGGCACAAAUGUGUCUUCAUCAAAGAACUACGACCAUCAAAUUUUAGGAAAACGCUUCACCAAACCUGCAAAGAUCCUUUGCAUUGCGAUCGCACCGGAGAAGAAACUACCUUAGCCCAUGGGAUUUGCAUUGCACUAUAAAAAGCGAACCAUCGGUGCCGCAGAGCCUCAGUGCAGUGCCAGCGAGAUAUCGAGAUAUCAACCGGUGCAACGCCUGGAAGCGUCACUAAACAGGUGCGCGGCAGUUAGGCACCACUUUUCCUUUCGCUGUUUGGCCAAAGCAUCUAUUGUAUUUGUUCUCCUGCAUUGACUCGCAUCCUCGCGGCAACUAUCAACACGAUGGAUGAGAACGAAGUUAAUUUUAUGCCAAAACUCCUCCCGAAGGUUGGUUGUUAUCGGGCCAUUUGUGAGAUGAAUGUUGUUUAAUAAACGAUACACAGCCUACACCCGAUUACGUUACGUUGAGAAGGGAAACAGGCCAAUCCCCACCGAUAGUAUUACAAUGGAGCGAUCGCAAAUACGAGUCAUCGGAAGAGAUCGCAUACCGGCCCGACUGGUGCUUUAUUUUCUUUCGUGGUCCGGCUUUCUGGUUUCGUUCGUGAUGCGCAACGACAUCAACUUUGCCCUGGUGGCGAUGGUGCAGGAUCCGACAACCAAUGCGACCGGCACCGAUCACUGUUCGUCAAGCUCGAGUUCGUUGGUGAUGGGCAACCGCUCCGAUAGCUUGUUCUCGAUGGUGAGCGACGCCAGCAAUGAAACGCUAACUCCGGAAGAAUUCGCCGAGCUCGGAACAGUGUUUCCCCCCGAUGGUGACACCAAGUUCGACUGGGACUCGACGGUGCAGGCCGUCAUCAAGUCGUCCUUCUACUGGUGCUACGUCCUGUCGCAGGUUGUUGGUGGCGUAGCCACGCAGUACUUUGGCACCAAGAACGUGUUCGGUUGGUCCCAGUUCCUGACGGCGGCCUGCAGUCUCUUAAUACCGCAAGCGGCCGACAUACACUACGGCGCGGUAAUCCUGUUGCGCUCGGUGCAAGGUUUCGCCAGUGGAUUGACGUGGCCGGCCAUGUACGCCAUCGUGGGCUACUGGAUACCACCGGUCGAACGGAGCCGGUUCAUGAGUAGCUUUCAAGGUUUCAGUAUCGGCAUUGGGCUUACGUACCCGUUGUGUGGGUUCAUAAUUGCGCACUUUGGUUGGCGGGAGGUUUUCUACACGACCGGCACGAUCGGGAUGGUGUGGUGCGUGUUCUGGUACCUGCUGGCGUACAACACGCCGCAGGAGCACCCGCGCAUCACCGUCGAGGAGCUGGAGUACAUCGAGCUGAACGUCAGCGAGGACAUUAAGAAUGGACAGGGGAUGCGGGUACCGUGGCGCCGUAUCUUCACCUCGAUGCCGGUCUGGGCGAUCGGGUUGACGACCUUCGGGCGCAUCUGGGUACACUACACGUUCAUCAUGUCGGGACCGGAGUACAUGCAGAAAAUCUUUUGCUUCGACAUCCAGCAGAACGGGCUACUGUCCGGAGCACCGUUCCUGUGCUCGUACCUCUCCUCGGUGCUGUUUUGCUACAUCGCGGACAUUCUUAUGGACCAUCGGACGCUCACUCUGACGAAUGUGCGCAAACUGUUCACUGCUCUGUCACAGAUCGUGCCGGGCGUGCUGGUGCUGCUGGUCGGCUACCUGGGGUAUCAGAUCGUCACGGUGCUAAUUUUGUGGUUUGUGGCCGUCACCUUUAUUACCGCUUCUUACGCCGGGGCCAUGGCGAACAUUGUCGAUAUUGCACCGAAUCUGGCCGGGCCGGUACUAGCGUUUGCGCAGACCAUCCACAUGACGGCCUCGUUCCUGCAGCCUCUCGUGACCGGCUUCAUGGUCACGGAUCCGCAAAACAUCAAUCAAUGGUUACACGUGUUCGGGGUGUCGUCGGUGGUGGCCAUUAGCACGUACGUCAUUUAUCAGGUGUUCGGGACGGCCGAAAUUCAGUCGUGGAACUAUCCGGUAGCCGAUCCGGAGGUAACUUCCUCGGACGACUCGGCCGUCAUCGCCAACCAGCCAAUGAUCAAAGUAGAACCGGGCCUACGGCUUGACGAUGAUGAUGACGAUUAAACCGAAAUGGUGUUUUAUGCGUUCACUGCACCACCCCGAUUCCCUGCGAAGUCGGUCGGGAGUAUCACAACCUCCCACAAGCGUAGAAAGUUCAAGUAAUUAAUACAACUUCAACAUUCGGCGAUUUGUACAACAGAGAAAGGGAGAGAUAAAUUGGAUAAUCUGAAAAAUCGAGUGACGGUGAGCAAGGCAAAGUAUUCGAAACGUUCCGUAAACACGUUCUAGGUUCCUUAUGGCUCUUGUGGUAAAUCAAAUUUCGGCCAGCGGCAUUCCAUACGCGUUUCUAGAAACGAACACAGUUACUACACGACACGGGGCGCAUUCUUGAGAGAAUGUAUGUAUUGCGCGCGUUGAGAACGGUGAGCGGUGGACGAGGAAGCCAUCAGUCUUCAAGGGAAGAGGAUGAAUCUGAAUUACCUUAAAACUGCUAGCAACCACUAAACAGGAUUUCGAGAUAGAUUGAUUAGGAAUUAGAUGGAAGUGGCUUGCUUUCGAGAAGGCGACAUAUUUACCACACGUCGAUGAGCACAAGUUCUCGUGGAUGAAUGUUUUGUACAGAUUGAAAAAGACGAGGAAGUUCUCAAAUCAUUUUAAAUCGUUCCAAUCGUUCCAUGCGCAACUAAAUCCACGACACACCGGCGAAAGCGUGUACUCUAUGAUGCUGCGAAUUUGUGAUUUACAUUCAUUAUUAUUAGCAGAUAAAAUCUUACAUUGCCAUUGAUUGUUAAUUUUAUUGUUAAGUUGUAGUAAUGGGGAACAGUUGUUGGCUUACCAAGUGGCGUAGUAUAAGUUGUAGCAAUAAGGCGUUCGGUUUGGUUUGGCUGGUUGCCAGCGUAAUGCACGAUUUUACUUUUGCUUAUCAUUUAUUCUUACGUGUUUUAAUUAUUAUUUCUAUGUUUGGUUGUUUAAUACCUUUCUUUUUAUUUUUUUACAAUUGCCCGCAACAAUGUGGAGAGUAUACUUACACCGUUAUCGGGUCGAAAAUCGAUUGAGCGCCGUAACAUGAUUGAGAAAUGUUGAUUCACGAUACGGAGGACGACGGUAUCUACUAGUGAUAAAGCACAAGGUUCUUAGUAUAUAUAUUACCAAAAUAAUCCCCAUUCAAUCGUACGCAGCGCCGGCGGUCAACGGUAAGAUUGAAAAACUAUGUGCCUGUCGUAGAAAUGGUGCUAAAGGAAUCGUGCGAUCGCGUGAAGCGGCUUGAACAUUGCCGUCGUGCAAUCAGAGUGAGACACGCAGAAUAUGGAGUUAAAGUGUUAAUAAUGUACCCAAGAGUUCGUAAUUCUGUUAGUGAAACGGGCACACCAUUAUUAGAGUUAAUUGUUAACCACCGCACGCCCAUGAUAAAGACUAUAAUUCUC